Messenger RNA from Rhododendron vialii, 1632 nucleotides. RefSeq names its product zinc transporter 5-like. Bases 292 to 1425 code for a protein of 377 amino acids. Gene Ontology annotation, biological process: zinc ion transmembrane transport. Gene Ontology annotation, molecular function: zinc ion transmembrane transporter activity. The record is from RefSeq and is a predicted model, not a curated record. The transcript is spliced from 3 exons. NCBI's taxonomy places the organism in Eukaryota, Viridiplantae, Streptophyta, Magnoliopsida, Ericales, Ericaceae. Gene Ontology annotation, cellular component: plasma membrane.
UCUUCCUCGAAGACUUGUGAAAUAUAUGUGUGAACACUAUUUCAACUUUAUCCGUAGACUUCUGAAAUAGUAUAUGUCGACACUAUUUCAAAACUUUAUCCGUACUAUUGACCUAAUCAAACUUGACUAAAGAACUAAACAAAUAUCUCUUUACAGUUUAGAAUUGAUCAGUCUCUCCCUUAAUCAGUCUCUCCCUUGCUCUAUAAAUGAUUUGCGUCCAUAUUUGUAACCCUAUUCAACUCCAGACUCCCCCUUCUUCUUUAUUUUUGUGACUCACAUAUAUAUUUAAUCAUGACGAGUGGGCUUGUUACUAGUUCUAGGGUUCCGACCUCGACCGUCCUCUUUGUGUGUAUGCUCGUGGCGGCGGUCCUUCCGGUAGCGGUGGUAGGAGAGUGCACGUGCGACUUGGAGGAAGAAGAUAACAACAAGAGCGAAGCCCUAAAAUAUAAGCUUGGAGCGUUUUUUUCGAUUCUAGUGGCGGGUGCAGUUGGGGUGUAUCUUCCUAUUGUUGGGAAGAGCGUACCGGCUCUGAGCCCGGAGAAAAACGCGUUCUUCGUAGUGAAGACUUUUGCAGCGGGUGUCAUUCUCGCCACGGGCUGCGUUCACGUCCUUCCCGAUGCAUUCGACAAAUUGACUUCGCCAUGUCUUAAAGGCAAAGUCUGGGAAUUCCCUUGGGGUGGUUUCGUUUUCAUGGUGGUGGCAAUCUUAACUUUGAUGCUUGAUAAACUUGCCACUUCUUACUAUACUCAAUCGCAACUGGCCAAGUCCGGCGCUGGUCCUGUGAAUGUCGACGGGGAGGAGAACGGAGAACACGCCACUCAUGUCGUCCCCGUUCAAACCCACGCCACUCAUGACGUCCCCGUUCACACCCACGCCACUCAUGGACAUACUCAUGGAUCUGCAAUGCUUUCCUCUGUAUACGGUGGCCCAGUUUCCAAAGAGCUUAUUAGGUAUCGUGUUAUUGCUCAGGUUUUGGAACUGGGAAUUGUGGUCCACUCCGUAAUUAUUGGAUUAGCUUUGGGUGUUUCAGAGAGUCCAAAAACAAUAAAGCCUCUGGUUGCAGCCCUAUCAUUCCAUCAGUUCUUUGAGGGCAUGGGUCUUGGUGGAUGCAUUACUCAGGCAAAACUCAAGUGCCGUGCUAUAACAAUCAUGGCAUUGUUUUUCUCCCUCACAACGCCGGUUGGGAUUGCGAUCGGCAUUGCAAUAACUAACGUUUACAAGGAGAACAGCCCGGUGGCUUUGAUAGUAGAAGGUAUGCUGAAUGCAGCUGCGUCGGGGAUCUUGAUAUACAUGUCCCUCGUCGAUCUUCUUGCUGCGGAUUUCGAGAACCCGAGAAUGCUAGCCAACAUGAAGCUUCAAAUGGUUGCAUAUGCUUCACUACUAUUCGGAGUUGGAUGUAUGUCUCUCUUAGCCAAGUGGGCUUAAUGCUUGGUUGGGCACUUCAAAUAGUCAAUUUUAACGGCUUAUGUUGUUUUGGGCUUAAUGCUUGCUUGGGUUGCUUUGUUAUAUAUUAGGAGUUUUUAAAUAUUCAUCUUCUUUCCCCACCUCAUGUAAGUAUUUAUCCAGGCCAUUUUGAACCAUUAUGUAUUCAUCCUUUCGAUGUGUGAAAUAUCCUUAAUUAUUACCCCUCUA